Molecule: messenger RNA, 710 nt
Organism: Glycine soja
Lineage: Eukaryota; Viridiplantae; Streptophyta; Magnoliopsida; Fabales; Fabaceae
Product: non-specific lipid-transfer protein 3-like
Exons: 2
Coding region: 91-462 (123 amino acids)
Biological process (GO): systemic acquired resistance
Molecular function (GO): fatty acid binding
Source: RefSeq, a predicted model, not a curated record
CCUUGGUCCAUGGAAUUCACAGUGCUAUAACAAAUUAGUUGUCAUAUAUAGAAGUGAGUGAUCAGUGUCGAUCAGCAGAUUUUUCAAAGAAUGGUGAGGGACGUGAAGAAUGGUAGAGCUCUCCUUGUUGCAUUUCUGAUGUUUCUGUUGGCAUCAGAAGUGUUGAUUUUGGAGGCUGAGGGUGCAGGAGAAUGUGGAAAGACCCCUAUAGGGUCUGCAGCUGCUAGCCUGAGCCCAUGUUUGGGUGCAGUUAGCAAUGUGAGGGCAAAGGUUCCAUUGGCUUGUUGUGCCAGAGUUGGGGCUUUGCUCAAGACUGCUCCAAGGUGCCUCUGUGCUGUUCUUUUGUCACCUCUGGCCAAGCAAGCAAAAAUCAACCCUGCCACUGCUAUCACCAUUCCAAAAAGAUGCAACAUUAGGAACCGACCUGCUGGGAAGAAAUGUGGAAGGUACACUGUACCUUGAAAUCAAAACAAUGGAAUAAUAUGCAGUAUUAAGCAGAUUAGAGAGCUAAAUAAGUGCAUGCAGUCAUAUGGCAUCUUCUACCGGUAGAGUGACCUGUUUCGAUUGUGGCCUUGUGUUUUGCCGCGUGUAUUGUUAUUCACAUAACUUGAUGUCUUGUUUGUCAUGAUAAUAUUAUGGAUUACUGUCAUCUUCCCAGACUUACCAUUCCUUUCCCUUUUAUUGUGAAAGUUACAAUUUACAAGAACUUA